Anopheles gambiae (African malaria mosquito) is the source of this 1398-nucleotide messenger RNA. It is a transcript of the gene anox, whose product is annotated as acyl-CoA-binding domain-containing protein 6. Gene Ontology annotation, molecular function: fatty-acyl-CoA binding; protein binding. The coding region runs from base 619 to 1380 and encodes 253 amino acids. The transcript has 2 exons. NCBI's taxonomy places the organism in Eukaryota, Metazoa, Arthropoda, Insecta, Diptera, Culicidae. The record is from RefSeq and is a predicted model, not a curated record.
CAAUAUUUACAGUCCACAAACUCGUGCGCCUAAACGCAAUUGUUGUUUCGGCUGUCAUACAGUUGACAAUUUCUCUACGCACACACACACAUAUACACGGCUCGCAUUCUCGCAGAGCAGUAAAAAAACACACGAUCAAAGUGAGAUAUUGCCCAACGUGUGUGCAUACUUUUUUUUUGUUCCCCACCAGGCAGCAUUUUCCUCCAGUCGUACCUUCUUUACGUCGGCAUUUCUUCCGGCGUUAUGUCUGGGGCCGGUAGUGCUGCCCGCUCGCUGAAAAUCUUCGUCGGCAACGUCGCCUGGACCGUGGGGCACCGGGAGUUGCGCAACUACUUCAGCCAGUUCGGCAAGGUUUCCUGGGCCCAGGUAGUGUUCGACCGGAAGACGGGCCUGUCCAAGGGGUACGGGUUCGUGUCGUUCCAGAAGCGGGCGUCGAUCGAGAACCUGGAGCGCAACCAGAAGCACGUGCUCGACAACACGCCCAUCUUCUUCCAGCAAACGGACUAGGGGGGCGGACGCGGUAGUAGUAGAUAGUAGCAGUAGUAGUAGUGGCGGCGGUAGUGGGCUAGGUAGCAUUUUGUAGGAUAUGUGGUAAGGGAGGCGGCCCACUUGCUCGCGAUGGCGGACAUGAGUGACGAGCUGGAGGAGACGACCGCCAGCCCGCUGGAGGAGAGCUUUGCCCGGGCGACCAAAUACAUCGAGCACAGCACGGACCAGUUCAAGCAGGAGCAGCUGCUACAGUUCUACGGUCUGUACAAGCAGGCGACGGUUGGGCCGUGCAACACGCCGAAGCCGGCGAUCUACAGCAUGACGGCACGGGCCAAGUGGUACGCUUGGGACAAGGUGCGGCAGCUCGAUCCGGCCGACGCCAGGCAGCAGUACGUGCGGCUGCUGGACGAGCUGGCGCCGAGCUGGUGCGAACGCCACGGCUCGCCCGGCGCACCGGAACCGGCCUGGGUGUCGGUGUCGCGGCCGAAGCGACUGUCGGAGUGCAGCCUGCCGGAUGACGGGACGGCCCGGUCGCUGGUCGACAGGAUCAAGGCGAACGACCUGGACGGUGUGCGGGCCAUGCUCGGGGACAGUGGCGAGCCGGCGGCGCUAGUGAACGGGCUGGACGACGAAGGCAUGGCUGCCAUACACUGGGCGGCGGACCGGGGGAACGUAGAGAUUCUGACCCGUCUGCUGGCCGUCGACGGGAUCGAUAUCAAUCUGCGCGGGGCGGACGGCCAGACCGCGCUGCAUUACGCGUCCAGCUGUGGCAAUGUGGAGUGCCUGCAGCUGCUGCUGCAGCACGGCGCGGACCGCACGAUUAGGGAUGAGGAGGGCGAAACGUGUAGCGACGUUGCUUACAAUCAGGCAAUAAAGGCUUGCCUCGCGUGAGGUUUUUGGAAGGUGUAA